AUGACUGGAAGUGAUUCUUCAAUGUAUGAUCUAGACAUUAUGUCAUCAUUGACAAGUCACCAUGAAAAUCAACAAAACCAAUUAUAUCAUAUUACUACUACUACUAUUAAUAAUAAUAAUAAUACUGCUACUACCACUUCUACUAAUACCACUAAUCAUCAUCACACAGAAACUGGGAAUGAUGAUGGCAGUGAUAAAGUUAUGAAGGACAGAUCAUCUAGAAGUGAUUGUACUGACGACGAUGGUGAUGCAGAUGUAGUUGAUGUUGACGAGAAAGAAGAAGUUGGAGAGGAGCAGAAGCAACAAAUAAAGCAUGAAAGUCCUGUAGGAUCGAUUGCAAUGACUAAUUUAUCUAAUGUAGACAAAACAUUGUUAAUGAACAAUUGUAUUCAAUCUAUUCCUGGGGGUACAAUUCCAUUCCUACCAAUUUCUGCAACACAUAAUGGUCGAUAUGAAUGGCCACCAUUAUCAACAAGAAAUUUAAACUUACCGCCAAACACAUUUUCAAUUCAAAUAUCACCGUCAACAGUAAACACUGAUCAACAUGUUCAAAGAGUCAAUAUAAAUAAUACGGAUGAUAUGCAAAGUGAUACAAGCAAUCAGAUGAUGAACAGUAAUGAUACGAAAUAUGAUUUCAAAUCAACAUUUCCUUCUGCUACUAAUGUAAAUAACAAUGCUGAUGAGGUGGAUCAAACCAGCUGCCAAAAUUUGCCGAUAUUUUCAAACGAAAAGAUAUUGGAUUCCGUUCGAAAUAGAAACAAUAAGACUGAAUCUUCAUCUCCGGAAGCGAAUAUGGUUGCAGCAGCUGCAUUGAAUGCUGUACGCAGAUGGUUCGCUAAUCCAUCAUCACUAAAUAGUACUGACAGUAUGAAUAAACAUGGAUGGAACGAAAAUAUCAGACCAGUGCAUUGUGAUAGAAGUUCAGCUGCUUUUAUGUGUCAAGCAAAUGCUUUAACGAAUACACCAUUCCACUCGUUAUUACCACCAUCUCUUCCGCAUCCACCUAACUUACCUGUUUCACAACAUUCUUCUUAUUUCCCACCUCCACCUCUACCACCAUCAUUAAUGAAUUCGACAUCUGGCAAUACUGUUACUUCAGGCUUAACAUCCAGUCAUCAACAUCAUUAUGGACCAUUUCCACAUCGUGGACAUCAUAGUAGCGGUUAUAUUCCAAAUCAUUCAGGACCAAUACUUCGUGGUGGUAAAAAACGUUCACAUUCUCAAUCAUCUGUAAAUGAAUUAUUUGAUAUAUCUAGUUUAACUCGAAGUUCACAAGGUUCAUUGAAUAUUAUGCAAUCAAUGCGUGGCUCACAUAGUAUGGGACCAAGUGGUGAAGGUUCAUAUGGUCAUCUUUCUGCUGCAUCGCUUGGUGCAAGUCCUGGAGCUUCUUGUGACAUUCCUCGAACAUUCAGCGGCAGUAAUGGUAAUUCAUCGCAGACGGCUCCACCAGCUCCAUUUCGUGAUAGAUCACCAUUUUGGUCACCUAAUUCACCUCAUUCAGUUGGAAGUGGAAAUGGUAUAAUGGGAUUUGAUAGUUAUCAGACAAAUUCACAUAAACCAUUAACAUUACAACUUGGUUUACAAUCAUGUCAACAACAACAUUCAGGGUAUACAUCAACAAGUGCUGGUAGUAAUCGUUCAACUGGUAGUAGUCUAAAUCGUGCACCAUUUGGGCAUCUUGCAGUUUUAUCUUCAUCAAAUUCACUAAGCAAACAAUUACAACAACAAGAAUCGAAUUCUGUAUUCAGUUGUUCAAUGGAUCCUACUAAAAAUCUAUCAGUCAAUGCUUCCAAUAUGAUAACACCAUCGUGUAGAAUCGUUGGGUUAUCUACUACAACUGCUACUAGUGUUGUUGCCGAUAAUACUAAUAAUAAUAAUGUCCUACAGUCAGCAAUGGCUUUUGCUGCAGCUGCAGCUGCAGCUGCUGUGGCCUCCUCCAACUCUGCAUCAUCAGCUAACAUUAUAGAUCGAGAAAACACAUCCUCACUAAAUAAAUUUGUACCAGACAAUACAUUUCAGCGUGACUGUAGAAAUAAUUUGCAUCAACAUUCAUCUACUGAAUGCCAAUCAAAUACAUCAACGCUUACUCCAAUCAAUGGUAAUAAUAGCAACAAUGUUUCAGUAUCAUGGCCUUCUGAAAAUAACCUACAUGAAUCACUCAAUUCUAUGUGUAAUAAUCUAGUGCCUUCAUGCUUUCUGAAGCCUUCUUCAUCUUUAACCAACAAUGUUAAUAAUGGUAAUAUUUUGUCGAAUCAUAUUCCAAAUAAUAAUGGAAAUAUAUCACCAACUAAACUUCUUUGUUAUGAUGAUGUUUGCAUGGAUACAGUAAAUAGUGAAGGUAAUCAGCACGGAAUGUCUAAACUUAUGCAAAAUGAUAACAAUAACAAUAGUGGAUCAAAUAAUUUGCUGUGCCCAACACUAACUAAAGAUUUACUGAAACAGCAUUGUGCACUGAGCAAUUUUAAUAAUAAUUAUCUUAUCAAUAACAGUAAUAGUACUAAUGUACACAAUACCUUACACCACCAUCAGCAACAACAACAUUCCGAAAGAAAACUCAGUGAUGAUUCAUCAAAUCAAAUGCAUAGUAUAAAAAAUCUUAAUCGUGCAGGUAAAGCAACUACAGCAUCAUCAUCAGUAACUGGAGCGGGAGUAGCAACGCCAGCAGAAAUAUUUAAACAAGGAACCAUUGAACACUUAGCUAAAUGGCAAGGUCAAGGUGUAACUGUGACUCGCAGAAACUCAACACGUGAUUGUAGCAGUCAUAAUAAUAACAAUAAUGUUGGAGUUGGACAUUAUGAUGAUGGACGUGUUCCACAAGAGGGUGAUCCAGAUUUUGUUGAGACAACAUGCCGAUGGGGUGAUUGUACAUUACAGUUUGAUGAUCAAGAUGAGUUAGUCAAACAUCUUAGUAACGAACAUAUUGCAGGGAACAAGAAGAGCUUUAUUUGCUUAUGGCGUGAAUGUGUCCGUGGAACAAGACCAUUCAAAGCUCAGUAUAUGCUUGUUGUACAUAUGCGAAGACAUACAGGGGAGAAACCACAUAAAUGCAUAUUUGAAGGUUGUACAAAACGUUAUUCACGCUUAGAAAAUUUGAAAACCCAUCUUCGAUCACAUACUGGUGAAAAGCCUUAUCAGUGUGAAAUUCCUGGAUGCAAUAAAGCGUUUAGUAAUGCAUCGGAUAGAGCAAAGCAUCAAAAUAGAACACAUAGUAAUGAGAAGCCUUAUACAUGUAAAGUUGACGGUUGUUCAAAACGUUACACGGACCCAAGUUCUUUGAGGAAACAUGUGAAAACAGUUCAUGGCGCCGAGGUUUAUGCAAACAAGAAACACAAGGGGGAAAGUUGGAGUGAUCGACCUUGUGGUGGAUCGGGUUUUGGUGGCGGACAAAUGUUUGGAGGUGGAAGUGAUAACACUGCACAAGAUAAGCGACCGAAUGGUUCGAUGCCUGGUGCACGUGGAAGAUUUGGCUCCCGUGGAAUGAACGACAACAAUGCGAUCUUUCAUCGUAGAGGUUAUGCAAAUCGAGAACAACGCCCAUCGUCAUCAAACACUAGGGAAGCCUGUUUGGCAUGUCUUGGCAGUCCAGUUCAUACAUCAUCGAUGCACCCCGUUGAUAUAAACUCUGUACAGACUAUCUCAGAAUAUCACAACCCAGAAUUUUCUAGGCACAGACGAUUUGGUACACAUCUGUCUGGCAGAAGUACGCCACAUAUGAGUUGGAACUUGCCCGAAGAUACUCAUCAAAAUAUAAAUUCUAGUGUUCUAAUGAUGACUUCACCCGUAACAUAUAACAACAGAAAUGAUUAUUUCACCAAUUUCAAGUGUGAGCAUUCCAUUUAUCCAAGUUAUUUUGAUCUCGCUAGAAAUAUGAUUGAUACAGAAACCAAUAAUAAUUUAAUUCCUUCUUGGUCACCAGCGGCAUCACGUGAUAAUGCUUGCUUUCGUAGUGUUGUAGGAGGAAGAGGAAAUGAUGAAAAACCAGAAGACACUAUUUCUAAACGUCAUUCAAAAAUUGACGCAUCAGUAGCACCACAGCCUGUCUCAGUUACUCCUCAACCUAUCCAAUUACCUUCUUCAGCAUUGGAUGAUUCUUAUCAACUGAUUAACUCGAAACAAGAAAAUGUAUUCUCUCCGACAAACGAAGAUUAUGCAACAUGCAUAAGACAAAGUAAUUGUAGUCAGUCAAUACAGAUGGGAACUUAUAAUACAUCAAAUCAGCUGUUAAAAGAAUCAACAAUGAAAUUUUUGAAAUAUCGAACAUCUGACUCAAUAUCAGAUUGGAAAUAUCCAACAUCAUAUCACAAUAUGAAUAAAGAUCACCAGUAUAAUAAUCCUUCCAGUUCACAUUUUAAUGAAGCUGAUCUGAAAAGGCCUUCAAGUGGAAAUUUGUCAGUAUCAUCAAAUUGUCAUUCAAAUAUUGACUUCCCAUUAAAGUCACACAGUCAAACACUAGAUCAACUAAACAAUCGAAUUUCCAAUGGUUGUUUAAAUGAAAUGUUAAACGUUUCAAAUUGUCCUGAAGAAACAUCCUGUGAAUAUAAUUCACAAUUAACCUUAUCUAAGAAAUGGAAAGUGGAAGAUACAAUGACAUGUUCGAAAGGCAAUACUACUAAUCCGACAAAACUUUGUCCCGACUUGAUCGAAGAAUAUUCUCCGAACUCUGAGCAAAAUAAAUGUGUUUCAAAUACAGCACCAUUGAACAAUUCAUAUAGUGAUGAUAAUAUAGAGCAAAAAUCUCGAAUAUGUGAUAUGGAAUGUUUAACUCCUCUUGGUAUAAUACAUGGAAACUCUUCAUCAAAUGAAUUAUGGGAUUCAGAGAGCGCGGCUGCUUCGUCUGGCAUUGGAUCAGGUGUAACAAACAAUACAGUAUCAAAUAAUAAUAGUAAUGAUAAUAUUGUUCAGCAGCAUCAUCAUCGUCAAAAUCACAGGAAAACUGCUAAUCCUCACAAAGGUCAUCCAAAUCACGAUAACAUUACCAAUAAUAAUCAUAAUAAUGAUUACAAUCAAGUUGUCAAUGAUGUUAACAUUACCGGUAAUCAUAGCUCACUUGGUCAGUCAACAUUUUUAGAAACACCACAUACAGAUUUAAACAAUAAUAUUUGCUUCUAUGACAGAUCAAUGCAUACACGAAUGAAUAAUACAAAUGCUCCUUCAUCACUUCCUGUUUGUACUAAUCAUAGUGAUCCAUCAGUGGAUAUGAAUCCACCGUCUCAGUUGGACCUGGAACAGCUUAGUUCAACAAGUUCUCAAGUGAGCAGUGGAGUUGGAUCAAUGAGCUCAUCCAAUGCUGGCAGUGGCUGUAAUUGUACUGGUACAGGUUCAAGUACAGGUCAUUCAAUAACAUGA
Heterobilharzia americana is the source of this 5346-nucleotide messenger RNA. The record is from the annotation of a GenBank genome assembly. NCBI's taxonomy places the organism in Eukaryota, Metazoa, Platyhelminthes, Trematoda, Strigeidida, Schistosomatidae.